UGGCGGACAAGGAGAAACGCCGGUCCGGGGUUAAUCCUCCGGGGAUGCCCGCGGGUAAAGCCACCAAAUCGGACAGCGACAGGGAGUUUCUAUCGCAGGCAGGGGUGGGAGACCUGCUCCGCGGGGCUAUCCUCAAAAUGGUCGAAGCCAGAUCAGACGAUCCCAUCGGGUUCCUUGCAGACCACUUCUGCAACCUCGCAUCCGUGACAGCCGCCGGCUUGGGUGGUUGCGGCGACGAGGAGCAGGUGAACACCGGCACUGUGAGCGCAGGCGCGCAGGAGCAGCAGCGUCUCAACCGGGCUCUGUGGCACCUGCGGCUGGCCCACCACUCCCAGAGAUCUGCAUUCAGCAACAAUGUCCGUGUGGCCUACGACCUCCUAAACCUCACUGGACCUCAAACAUGUGCAGGAGAGUUUUCUGAAGGCCCUGAUGGCCCCUGCACCGACAGCCCCGCCGGAGGAGGAGGAGUAAGAGGCGGCCUCUACACUCAGACCUUGCAAUGCCUGUGCAGCGAGGGUGGAGUCCCUGCAUCCACCUCUGCUCCCCUCCUGCGACGCCUCCAUUGUCACGACCAUGAAGCCGUCCCCUAUGAUGUCUUCCGUCAUGGCGUGCUCACGUGUGCCGUUUUCUCAGACUACAUCCGACAGGCUCAAAGGCUUUACGCCGAGGUGUGCUGCCCAGGUGAGGGUACUGCCUCUCGGGCAUUGUGCCUGGCCGUACUGGGGACCUUGAAAGAAGCGCUAGAGACUUCCCAGGGCUCUGACUCAAACUACUGUGCCAAUGCAAACACAAAAGUAAAUUCCUGCCCUGAAGCUAAUGUGAAGGCUAUCCGCUACCUCGAGGCCAGUGCCAAGAUCUCUCCCUGCAAGCUGGCUCAGGCCAUGGCUGGUGCACAGACACGGGGGCCUGGCGGAAACAUGGAUGCAAAAGAGUUUGAAAACGCAGCUGCAGAGUUGUUCAUCACUCGAGUUAAAGUUGUGUCCUAAGUCUUUGUAUGACUGAAGAAUGUACAAGUAUCUAAAGCAUAUCCACAUGUAAAUGAUUUGCUUAUAUUCACUAGGGCUGCACGAUUUUGCAUAAAAUGAGAAUCACGAUUUUUUUGCUUAGAAUUGAGAUCACGAUUCUCUCACGAUUUUC
Oreochromis aureus is the source of this 1137-nucleotide messenger RNA. RefSeq names its product tubulin polyglutamylase complex subunit 1 (gene tpgs1). Gene Ontology annotation, biological process: protein polyglutamylation. The transcript is spliced from 2 exons. NCBI's taxonomy places the organism in Eukaryota, Metazoa, Chordata, Actinopteri, Cichliformes, Cichlidae. The coding region runs from base 45 to 986 and encodes 313 amino acids. The record is from RefSeq and is a predicted model, not a curated record. Gene Ontology annotation, molecular function: microtubule binding.